This is a messenger RNA of Trichoplusia ni (cabbage looper), 1527 nucleotides long. It is a transcript of the gene sav, whose product is annotated as protein salvador homolog 1. The record is from RefSeq and is a predicted model, not a curated record. The transcript is spliced from 10 exons. Lineage: Eukaryota; Metazoa; Arthropoda; Insecta; Lepidoptera; Noctuidae. Gene Ontology annotation, biological process: apoptotic process; regulation of cell population proliferation; hippo signaling. Bases 199 to 1395 code for a protein of 398 amino acids. Gene Ontology annotation, molecular function: molecular adaptor activity; protein binding.
GUGCAUGCGCUUGCGCCGCUUUCCGCACUGUAUUGCAUGCUGUUAUGACUGUCAACACUAAACAUUUAUCUGUCAAAAAUAUUGCAGUUGAUUACACAAAUUGUCAUUGUUCCUAAUGUACGCUUCGAUUACAAACUUUGAAUGCAAUUCAUUAUGUAUUGAGGAAUCUUUUAACUAGAAAAUACUAUUCAGUUCAUUAUGAUAUCUAGAAAGGGUCAAAAAGGUGUCAAUGAGGGUGUGGUUGGGAAAUAUAUAAAGAAAGAUACUCCGCCAGACUUACCUAUAAUAAAUGUCUGGACGACUGGUCACAUUAAAAGACCUCGGAGUCAACCCUUCGGAGCAAACGAUGCCGUCUCUCAAAGCCAUGAGAAUAAAUUUGGCAAGGCUCAAACCAUGAGUGGACAUGCAGGCAAAUAUACACCUAGUGAGUCAGUACCAAAUUUAGCACACAGGUUUGCCAGUUUGUCGACUAGCGAUACAGCCAGUACAUCAAAUAGCUACAAUUCUCAAUAUCUUUUAGAUUCUAAUGUGGCUUCCCAUACUACUUUAAAUGAGAUAGAUGACUCAUUCAGCAGACAGACUAGUUACAGAUAUUACAGGCAACAGGAAGAUCCAAUAUAUCAGAAUCAACAACAGGUUCAACAGCAGAAACAACAACAAUAUGGAUCAAGGGAAUCAAGUAUGCCCAGACUGUCAUCCAAUAUGAGCCUGACACCAAGACUGCAUCCACCAUCCCCGCAUUCUCUACGCCUUCAUAGCUACACAGAUUCCUAUGCUACAGCAAGCCAGUCUUCGCCAAUUUACUCAAAUUGUGUCAGUACAUCAGGUCUACCAUACAAUAAAGCACAUGGGAGUAAAAUGAUCACUGGCACUCAAGGUUCAGAUGAGUGUGAACUUCCCUUGCCCCCGGGAUGGUCGGCGGACCGAACUCUACGCGGCCGACGCUACUACAUGGAUCACAAUACACAGACCACUCAUUGGACUCACCCAUUAGAGAGUGUGCCACAGCCUUGGCAGAGAGUCUCAACACCUCAUCAUGGAGUUUAUUAUUUUAAUGAAAUUACUCAUCAGACUACAUAUGCGCACCCUUGUUUAGUAGGUGGCUGCUAUUUAGUAAGCCCGUAUGUGCCUACCCUCGUGCCGCCUUAUUUGCUUGAAGAAAUUCCUCACUGGCUGAUUGUCUAUUCUAAAGCUGAUCAAGAGCUCGACCAUAAAUUACGGUGGAACAUGUUCAGACUGAGUGAGCUGGACUGCUACUCUGACAUGCUGACAAGACUCUACAAGCAGGAGUUGCAGCUUAUUGUCAUGAAGUAUGAGAGAUACAGAUCUGCUUUGUUACAAGAAAUUGAGAGGCGACGACAUGCAAUUACCUAUCAUGCACACUCCAACUGUUAAUAUUAUGUUAACUUGCCUAAUUGCACUGUGAUCAUAAAACAUUGUAGUUGUUAUGAAGUAACUUGAGUAUAAGUAAUGUAUUUGAUAUUUUAACUUUUACUAUGAAUCAUAAUUAUUGCUAAUAUAAGUAUA